GGCCUUCCCCGCGCAGCGCUCCGACCGCGGGCGGCCCAGGGGCGGGCGCGCCGCUGCAUCCCCAUCCUCGUCGUCGCCCGGCACAGCGCGAGCGGGCGAGCGGCGCGGGCGGCCGGAGCGCCGAGGCCCGGCCAUGGCCACCACCAGCACCACGGGCUCCACCCUGCUGCAGCCCCUCAGCAACGCCGUGCAGCUGCCCAUCGACCAGGUCAACUUUGUAGUGUGCCAACUCUUUGCCUUGCUAGCAGCCAUUUGGUUUCGAACUUAUCUACAUUCAAGCAAAACUAGCUCUUUUAUAAGACAUGUAGUUGCUACCCUUUUGGGCCUUUAUCUUGCACUUUUUUGCUUUGGAUGGUAUGCCUUACACUUUCUUGUACAAAGUGGAAUUUCCUACUGUAUCAUGAUCAUCAUAGGAGUGGAGAACAUGCACAAUUACUGCUUUGUGUUUGCUCUGGGAUACCUCACAGUGUGCCAAGUUACUCGAGUCUAUAUCUUUGACUAUGGACAAUAUUCUGCUGAUUUUUCAGGCCCAAUGAUGAUCAUUACUCAGAAGAUCACUAGUUUGGCUUGCGAAAUUCAUGAUGGGAUGUUUCGGAAGGAUGAAGAACUGACUUCCUCACAGAGGGAUUUAGCUGUAAGGCGCAUGCCAAGCUUACUGGAGUAUUUGAGUUACAACUGUAACUUCAUGGGGAUCCUGGCAGGCCCACUUUGCUCUUACAAAGACUACAUUACUUUCAUUGAAGGCAGAUCAUACCAUAUCACACAAUCUGGUGAAAAUGGAAAAGAAGAGACGCAGUAUGAAAGAACAGAGCCAUCUCCAAAUACUGCGGUUGUUCAGAAGCUCUUAGUUUGUGGGCUGUCCUUGUUAUUUCACUUGACCAUCUGUACAACAUUACCUGUGGAGUACAACAUUGAUGAGCAUUUUCAAGCUGCAGCUUCGUGGCCAACAAAGAUUAUCUAUCUGUAUAUCUCUCUUUUGGCUGCCAGACCCAAAUACUAUUUUGCAUGGACGCUAGCUGAUGCCAUUAAUAAUGCUGCAGGCUUUGGUUUCAGAGGGUAUGACGAAAAUGGAGCAGCUCGCUGGGACUUAAUUUCCAAUUUGAGAAUUCAACAAAUAGAGAUGUCAACAAGUUUCAAGAUGUUUCUUGAUAAUUGGAAUAUUCAGACAGCUCUUUGGCUCAAAAGGGUGUGUUAUGAACGAACCUCCUUCAGUCCAACUAUCCAGACGUUCAUUCUCUCUGCCAUUUGGCACGGGGUAUACCCAGGAUAUUAUCUAACGUUUCUAACAGGGGUGUUAAUGACAUUAGCAGCACGAGCUAUGAGAAAUAACUUUAGACAUUAUUUCAUUGAACCUUCCCAACUGAAAUUAUUUUAUGAUGUUAUAACAUGGAUAGUAACUCAAGUAGCAAUAAGUUACACAGUUGUGCCAUUUGUACUUCUUUCUAUAAAACCAUCAUUCACGUUUUACAGCUCCUGGUGUUACUGCCUGCACAUUCUUGGUAUCUUAGUAUUAUUGUUGUUGCCAGUGAAAAAAACUCAAAGAAGAAAGAAUACACAUGAAAACAUUCAGCUCUCACAAUCCAAAAAGUUUGAUGAAGGAGAAAAUUCUUUGGGACGGAACAGUUUUUCUACAACAAACAAUGUUUGCAAUCAGAAUCAAGAAAUAGCCUCGAGACAUUCAUUACUAAAGCAGUGAUCAGGAAGGCUCUGAGGGCUGUUUUUUUUUUUUUUUUUGAUGUUAACAGAAACCGAUCUUAGCACCUUUUCAAGGGGUUUGAGUUUGUUGGAAAAGCAGUUAACUAGGGGGAAAUGGACAGUUAUAGAUAAGGAAUUUCCUGUACACCAGAUUGGAAAUGGAGUGAAACAAGCCCUCCCAUGCCAUGUCCCCGUGGGCCACGCCUUAUGUAAGAAUAUUUCCAUAUUUCAGUGGGCACACCCAACCUCAGCACUUGUCCGUAGGGUCACACGCGUGCCCUGUUGCUGAAUGUACGUUGCGUAUCCCAAGGCACUGAAGAGGUGGAAAAAUAAUCGUGUCAAUCUGGAUGAUAGAGAGAAAUUAACUUUUCCAAAUGAAUGUCUUGCCUUAAACCCUCUAUUUCCUAAAAUAUUGUUCCUAAAUGGUAUUUUCAAGCGUAAUAUUGUGAGAACGCUACUGCAGUAGUUGAUGUUGUGUGCUGUAAAGGAUUUUAGGAGGAAUUUGAAACAGGAUAUUUAAGAGUGUGGAUAUUUUUAAAAUGCAAUAAACAUCUCAGUAUUUGAAGGGUUUUCUUAAAGUAUGUCAAAUGACUACAAUCCAUAGUGAAACUGUAAACAGUAAUGGACGCCAAAUUAUAGGUAGCUGAUUUUGCUGGAGAGUUUAAUUACCUUGUGCAGUCAAAGAGCGCUUCCAGAAGGAAUCUCUUAAAACAUAAUGAGAGGUUUGGUAAUGUGAUAUUUUAAGCUUAUUAUUUUUCUUAAAAGAGAGAGGUGACGAAGGAAGGCAGGAAUGAAGAAGCACUGCGUGGCAUCUGGUGGAAUGCACGGGGCACAGCCGCAACUCUGCAGGCCGCUUCCCCCCAUGCCAGGGCUGUGUGCCAUCAUGUGAGACUUAAAAAAAAAGUUGAAUGACUUCGUGAUACUUUGGACUUCUAAAUUAAAUUUAUCAGGCAUAAAUUAUGUAGAAUUAGAGGCUUUGAAAAUAAUACUGGUAGGUUGCUCAAAGGUUUUGAAAGAGAAAUCGCUAGGUAGGUUACUAUCUGGCUAAUCCAUUUCUUAUCCUUGACAAUUUAAUUCAUAUUUGGGAAACUUUUAGGGAAAUGAAAAAUAAAAGUCAUUGAGUCUGGGUGACAUUUUUUAAGAGUAAUAUAAAUUCAGUUUCAAACUCUUCUCACAUUAAAAUUUUGCUGUGAACUCUUACUAAAA
Gorilla gorilla gorilla (western lowland gorilla) is the source of this 2901-nucleotide messenger RNA. RefSeq names its product membrane bound glycerophospholipid O-acyltransferase 2 (gene MBOAT2). Gene Ontology annotation, cellular component: membrane. Gene Ontology annotation, molecular function: acyltransferase activity. The record is from RefSeq and is a predicted model, not a curated record. The transcript is spliced from 13 exons. Gene Ontology annotation, biological process: lipid modification. Lineage: Eukaryota; Metazoa; Chordata; Mammalia; Primates; Hominidae. Bases 134 to 1696 code for a protein of 520 amino acids.